Ictidomys tridecemlineatus (thirteen-lined ground squirrel) is the source of this 797-nucleotide messenger RNA. The record is from RefSeq and is a predicted model, not a curated record. Lineage: Eukaryota; Metazoa; Chordata; Mammalia; Rodentia; Sciuridae.
UUGUCCUGGCCAGGGUUACUCCCCGCCUGCUGUACUUAAAUCUGCCAAAUGACUCAUUCAAAACAAUUGGAAGGAAUUGAAACUGACCCUUAAAAUUAGAACCACAGUUAUUUAGCGAAGCCACCUUAAGCGCCAUUCUCUUAUCCCUAGCUACACAUUAGCUGCACUCAUUAACGGCCUUUCGCAUUGCAUCUGUGUUGAGGAAAGAACCACACCUGUCUGUAUGCCUGCCCUCCUGUUCGGCAGCAUUUAAAUCAUCCACUGAGGGUGCAAGAGGAUGGAGCUCUUCCUGAGUCCCUUCACUUUAUCCAGAUCCCUCUUGAAGAAUGUGGUGCCACUUCAAAGAGCUGUGUUGACCAAAGAUGGACAUGAUGUCUUCCUAGAGAAGAUAGAAGACUGGAAUGUGGUAGAACUCAUGGUGAAUGAAGAAAUCGUCUUCCAUUGCAACAUUAAGGACUUGGAGUUUGGAGGUGAUGGUAAGCUAGACCCACUGUGUGAAGAGGCCAGAAUAGCCGUGCUAAAUGCCGACUGAUCCCUUCGUGGAACAGACAAUGUCAGCUGCCUCUGGCCAUUCUGGGAUGCCAGUAAAGUGGCCUUCCGGAACAUGGACGUCGGGCUCUACCAAUCAGAACAAGGCGACGCUGGCCUCCGGUUUCCUGUAUGGCAGCACAAGGGCCACAAAAAUAAUAAAACCACAUCAUUUGCAGCAUCUCUCAAUCUUGACCCAUAGGAAUAGCCCUCCAAUAUCAGGUACAUACUGAGCUGAAGGAAAUAAUAAAAUGCAAUCUAAUAACAAA